AUGGGAUAUAAGAUAUAUUCUAACUCUGACUUAGUUCAAACAGUAACAUGGGCAAACUAUGAAUGGUUCGCUUUGAGAAACUCAGUACAACCACAAGCUAGAGAACAAACAGACCAGUAUGCAACUAUUGAGAAAAUAAGAAGACUUGACCCUAACGUUCCAGGAGUUUAUGUUAACCUUUCUGGUUCAGAUGGAAAUGCUGUCACUAAAGUAAAACUGAAACUUAGAGUUCCUUUGUCAUCUUUCCUCAUCUUCAGGUUUUUAAGAUACUUGCCAAACUGGGCAGGAAAAAUUUCUAUUGAACUUACUCCAAGCAAAAAUAACUUAGUCAUUGCACCAACACAAGACCCAUUCACUCUUACAGAAGUAGUGGGAACAAAUAAAACGUCAUUCGCCGACUUUUGCAAAGACAAAGUUGACUUAGACUUUGGUUUCUCAAACCUCAACACUGAAGUAAACUACUACUUCAAUGCUGCUGGAACUGCUUGGGACCCAGUUAAGUUCACAUGCGAAAAGUUUGAAUGCAAGAGAAUAGAAAGCAGACUUACAGUCUAUAUGUUGGACCCAGAUAUUUCAAAUGCUUUAGCUGCCAAAUAUAUUGCAGUUCCACUUAUGUUCCCUAUACACCAAAUAUCUGUCAAAGACUUUGCAGGUGAAGUUGGAAACCAAAGUGCUGACCCAGGUGCAAGAACAGAUAUUGCUUUAACAACUGCAAUGAAACAUGCAGAUACUAUGUUUGUACUGUUCAGACGAACUAUAAAUGACUAUUCUUGUUUCUACAACCCCGGUAUUAAAUAUCAUAUAAACAUAGAUGGCAAAUACUAUCCAAGAGA
Molecule: messenger RNA, 833 nt
Organism: Trichomonas vaginalis G3
Lineage: Eukaryota; Parabasalia; Trichomonadida; Trichomonadidae
Product: protein of unknown function, DUF4106 family
Exons: 1
Source: RefSeq, a predicted model, not a curated record